Blepharisma stoltei is the source of this 1322-nucleotide messenger RNA. The record is from the annotation of a GenBank genome assembly. Lineage: Eukaryota; Ciliophora; Heterotrichea; Heterotrichida; Blepharismidae.
AUGAAACCACGAGCUCUAAUUUCAAAACCUAAGCCAGCAAGUCAUAUUAUUUCUAAAACACCACUUCCUCCUUCGGCUAAUUUAAGUGCUACCAUAAGUCCUAUUAAAACUCCAAUAAGAUCAAAUACAGUGAAAACCUCAUCUGUACACCCACAACUGACAGCGAAAAUACAAUCCCGACCUCGUACUGCUACCUUAAAACUUGACGAUAUUAGAAGACCAGACUCAGAAACCCCUGCAAACCCUGAAGAAAAGAAAACCCAGUCUAAAAUUGAGCAUUAUGUUUUUGGCCGACAGCUUGGUCAGGGUGCUUAUGCAAUAGUAAGAUUGGCCACACAUCGGCAGUCUAAAAGCCAAUUUGCAGUCAAAACAUAUAAUUAUAUAAAUAAACUGUCAAUAAUAUUUUAUUUUGAGGUAAAUUGAGAAUUUUAUAUAUAAAAAGUAUAUGAAAAAUCAAAACUUACUGACGUCAGACGGAAAACUGGUGUAAAACGAGAAAUUUCAAUAUUACAAAGACUUGACCAUCCUUAUACAAUCAAACUUAUUGAAGCUUUAGAUGGGCCUAAACAAGUAAAUUUAGUUAUGGAAUAUGUUGGGCCAAGCUCAUUGCAUGGAUAUUUAUAUAAAAAGGCUUCAAGAAAAUUAGAUGAUCUUGAAGCAAAAAAAUUCUUCCAGCAAAUAGUGCAAGGAAUUGAAUACUGCCAUUCAAAAAAUAUUACCCAUAGAGAUAUUAAAUUAGAAAAUAUCCUGUUAGAUAAGCAUAAUUUAUUUUAAUCAAAUUUAGUUUAAGAAAAUUAGCAUAAAAAAUUAUAAAAAAAUAAGCACCAUUAGAUAAAGACCAAAAUGUAAAAAUCAUCGAUUUCGGCUUUGCUACCUGUAUGGCUAGCACCAAAACCACACGUCUUUUCUGUGGAACCCCUAGCUAUAUGGCGCCCGAAAUCUUGUCUAACAAAGAUUACAUUGGAAAUCCAGUUGACAUAUGGGCUUUAGGUGUUCUUUUAUUCGUGAUGCUCUGUGGAUUUUUCCCAUUCAAAGGUGCAAAUGACCGAGAUCUUUACAAAAAAAUAAUGUCAGCCAAUUUUCAGAUCCCUGAAUAUGUAUCACCUACAGCUCAAGAGUUAAUAAGAAUGAUGAUACAGAAAGACCCUAAUCAUAGGCCUUCAUGCAAAGAAAUACUCGAAGCGCCUUGGCUUGCUUUGACUGAAAUUGUAGAACCUUGGCUUAAUUAUGAACAUUUGCAUGAGCUAAAAGAUAUUGAAAUUAAAGAUACUGUAGCAAGUGAGUUGGCAUCAACAAGAGCGACAGAAAGUGUCAAGAGUUAG